AGGAACCGCACAGUACUGUGUCAACCCGACUGAACUGAGGUACCCAUUGACGAUUACUGGAUGUUUCUACUCACUGUUCGGCUUUGCUUUUACUUUACACCGAGGACAUCCCGAGAGGUGAUAUUUUAUUUCGACAGCACAGAUUAGAUCAUCCCUCUUGAGGCAUCAACUCCAUUUGCAUCCCAGUGUCUACUGCCGUUACCAUGUGGAAGGUAACUUAAUCUCCCAGCUUUUGCCCUCUGGCCUGUCUAAUGUCUGAGGACAGCGAUCCAAAGCACUACCCGUACUCAACCCUGGACGGGCACGAACGAAACCGGGAGAGGGUCGGUUUCCAGCUGGAGGAAGAAGAAGGUUCUCCUUGUGGCUCCAUCAGCCAGCUGCACCGCAUGGCCAGCGGCUACAACGAGGGUUGUGGCGGGCAGGACGGGGUCGAACUGGAACCGGAGUUAGGCUUAGCCUCUGAGGGGAGCGACAGCAGCCAUGAGCACCCAGCCUCACCGGGCUCCCCGCAUGAUGACAGGAAGCGGCCACGCCCAACCUUACACGAGGAUGUAGAAAUGGGUGGCAGUGGUUCGAGUGGGAGUGGGACAGAAUCUCAUGGCAACGAGUCGCAUGGCAAUGAGUCCCACGGAAAUGAAUCUGUGGGCAGCUCGAACGGCAACGGCAAGGAUUCUGCUCUGAUGGAGUCGUCAGGGAGCAACAAGAGCUCAAACUCUCACAGCCCCUCGCCGCCAAGCAGCUCCAACGCCUUUAGUCUGGUGAGCUCCGAGCAGGACAACCCUUCAACCAGUGGCUGCAGCAGCGAACAGUCAGCCAAAGCUAAGACACAGAAGGAGCUCUUUAAGACCCUCAAGGAGCUGAAGAUGCACUUGCCGUCGGAAAAGAGGAGCAAGGGCAAGUCCAGCACCGUCAACACGCUCAAAUAUGCCCUGCGAUGUGUCAAGCAGGUGAAAGCCAAUGAGGAGUAUUACCAGAUGCUGAUGACUAAUGACAGUCAGCCACCAGGUUUUGACGUAUCAUCCUACACCAUCGAGGAAAUCAACAGCAUCACCUCUGAAUACACCCUCAAAAACACUGAUAUAUUUGCUGUAGCUGUCUCCCUCAUCACGGGGAAGAUUGUUUACAUCUCAGACCAGGCGGCGUCCAUCUUGAACUGCAAACCUGAAGUGUUCAACAAUGCCAAGUUUGUGGAGUUCCUGACACCUCAGGAUGUUAGCAUGUUCUACAGCUUCACCACGCCCUACCGCCUGCCAUCAUGGAGCAUGUGCACCGGAGCAGAGUCUUCUCCCACGGAGUGCAUGCAGGAGAAAUCCUUCUUUUGCCGCAUCAGUGGUGGUAAGGAGCGUGAAGGGGAUCUCCAGUACUAUCCUUUCCGUAUGACUCCCUACCUGAUGAAAGUCCAGGAUCCUGAGCUGGCUGAGGAACAGUUCUGCUGCCUCCUGCUGGCUGAGAGGGUGCACUCUGGUUAUGAAGCACCCAGAAUCCCUACAGACAAACGUAUCUUCACCACCACACACACACCUAACUGUGUGUUCCAGGAUGUGGAUGAGAGGGCUGUUCCUCUGUUGGGUUUCCUCCCUCAGGACCUGAUUGGGACCCCCGUGCUGCUCAAUCUGCACCCAAGUGACCGACCCUUAAUGCUGGCUGUGCAUCGCAAGAUCCUGCAGUAUGCUGGUCAGCCAUUUGACCAUUCCUCCAUCCGCUUCUGUGCAAGAAAUGGGGAAUACAUCACCACCGACACCAGCUGGUCCAGCUUUGUCAACCCCUGGAGCCGCAAGGUCUCCUUUGUCAUUGGCAGGCACAAAGUCCGCAUGGGUCCUGUGAACGAAGAUGUGUUUGCAGCACCAGCUUUCCAUGGCGGGAAGAUCAUGGACUCAGACAUCCAGGAAAUUAGUGAACAGAUCCACAGGCUCCUACUCCAACCGGUCCACAACAUGGGCUCCAGUGGUUAUGGUAGCCAUGGCAGCAAUGGUUCCCAUGAACAACUGGUGAGCAUCAGCUCGUCCAGUGAGAGCAACGGGAACGUCACAACGGGGAACACAGCGGAGGAGACGGGCAAGGCCAAGCCUCCCAGGACAUUCCAGGAGAUUUGUAAGGGAGUCCACAUGCUGAAGAACCAAGACUCCCAGGUCAGCCUGCGCUCCCCUCCCCCUUCGCCCUCACCGUCUCCAUCCAAGCCCGAACCAAAGAAGACCACUGACACAGCAGCUGCAGCAGCUCAGAGGAGUCCAGCAGUGCGUCUGAAGGACUCAGCACCCCCUCCGCAGGCCAGAGACGGUACUGCAGCCAGCAUGGAGGACUUCUCCUGCAAAGACCAGACUGUCUGCUCCUACCAGCAGAUCAGCUGCCUCGACAGUGUCAUCAGAUACCUGGAGAGUUGUAACAUCCCCAUCACAGUGAAGAGAAAGUACCAGUUCUCCUCCAACACCACUUCCUCCAACUCUGAUGAUGACAAGAAGGGCUCAGUGGAAGGCUUGCAAGUGACUCCGGAUGCAAACACAGAUCCUUUGAUGCUAGAUGCCCAGCCAGGCCUGUCAAACAUGAAAGCGCCUAAGAAGCCUCCAUCUGGGGCAGCUGCUGUGGUGGGAGGCCCCCUGGCACCACUCACACUGCCCAGCAAGGCUGAGAGCGUCGUGUCCAUCACCUCGCAAUGCAGCUACAGCAGCACCAUCGUCCAUGUGGGAGACAAGAAGCCUCAGCCAGAGUCUGAGAUUAUCGAGGAUGUGGCAGGGAGCCCGGCACCCCCACCUUUGCCCAUUAGCGUGGUGUCUCCGCCCAGCCAGGAAAAGGAGGCCUAUAAGAGGCUGGGACUGACCAAGCAGGUGCUGGCAGCACACACCCAGAAAGAAGAGCAGGCCUUCCUCAACCGCUGCCGAGAGCUCCACAGCGCCAGGACCUUACAGAAGGACUGUUCCACAUAUCUGCACAAGCAUAGAGGGCCAGCCCAUGCUGAAGAAUCAUCUGGACAGCGAGGUGCUGCCAAACAGGGUGCUACCAGGCCAGAGACUACUGCCAAGAAGGGCAGCCGCAACAGGAAGUCCAAGAAGCCACGCAUGAAGCAUCCUGAGUCGUCGGACAGUGCUGUGUCUAACCGCAAACCCCGGCCCCCUCUCCAGGGUCUCAACCAAACCUCGUGGUCCCCGUCCGAAGCAUCCAUGUCAGCUUUUAACGUGUCCUACCCAGCCAUGGUGCCUGCAUAUCCACUCUACCCCCCAGCACCUGCCGCCCAGGCUCAGGCCCCCCGCCCUGACCCCUCCCUUUCUACAGGCUUUGGAGAGGGGCAGAGCACACAAGCCCCGCCCAACGCCACUCCAUUCCCCGCCCCCAUUGUUACACCUGUGGUGGCUUUAGUGCUGCCAAAUUACCUCUUCCCCCAAAUAGGACAGUUAAGUCAGAUAGGCCAGCUGGGGGCUGCUCCUAGACCUACAUUUUUCCCUGAGCAGACCCAGACACAACCUGCAUACACUACCCAGCAGCCCUUUCAGCCCCAGCAGCCGGCCUACACCAUGCAAACACAACCUCCCUUCACCAGCCAACAGCCGUUCCCUGUGCAGACUGCCUUUCCAUCCCAGCAGCCAUUCCAAGCCGCCCAGGCACCCUUCACUACCCAGCAGCCUUUCCAGGCUGCCCAGACCCCCUUUACUACCCAGCAGCCUUUCCAGGCUGCCCAGACCCCCUUUACUACCCAGCAGCCUUUCCAGGCCACACAGACUGCCUACACUACUCAGCAGCCCUUCGCUGCUCAGCCUUCUUUCCCAGUGCAGACUCAGUUUGUGACUCAAGCCCCUUAUCCAGCUCAGCCCUUCCCCUACAGCCUAACUUCUGAGCCCCCCAAAACCUCGGCCAUAGAGCCCCGAGAGGGGGCAGCGUCCCGCUCCUCCACUCCAGCCUCUGGGGCGCGGGAGCCCACGACAUCACCACCACUGUUUGAGUCGCGGUGCAGCUCACCCCUGCAGCUCAAUCUGCUGAGCAUGGAGGAGGGACAGCGCUCAGUGGAACGUCAGGACAGCACAGCGCCCCCUGCUGUAGCCCAAGGGAACAGCACAACAGCAGUGGGAGCAGCAGGGGAGAAGAACGGAACCACAGCCAAACCUGAAAGUCACCAACAGGUUGCGUCUCCAGGAGAUGGGGCUCACAGUGAUGGUAACUCCUCUUCCUGUGACCUGCUUGACAUUCUGCUGCAGGAGCAGGAGGAUUCCCACUCUGGCACUGGAUCAGCCACCUCUGGCUCCAUGGGCUCAGGGUCCGGCUCUGGAUCCGGCUCAGGAUCCGGCUCAGGCUGUAAUGGCUGUGGUACCUCAGCUAGUGGAGCCUCGGGCAGCAGAACAGGGAGCAGCAACACCAGCAAGUACUUCGGCAGUGUUGACUCCCUAGAACACGACCCAAAGACCAAGGCCAAAGCCAAGACAAGAGGCGAAGGAGACUGUGAAGAUGGCCAGUCGCAGGCCAAGGUCUCAACACAAGAGGGAGAGCAUUUCAUCAAAUACGUCCUCCAGAAGCCCCUCUGGCUACUGAUGGCCAAUGCUGACAACAAAGUCAUGAUGACGUAUCAAAUGCCAUCAAGGGACAUUCAGAAGGUCCUGCGGGAAGACAAGGAGAGGCUGAGGCAGAUGCAGAAGAGCCAGCCUCACUUCUCCUCCGACCAGCGACGAGAGCUGGUGGAGGAACACCCCUGGAUGAGAAGGGGGGGUCUACCUUCUGCUAUUAAUGUGAAGGAGUGUGUGUACUGUGAAGACGCAGCGGCAGCCCCCAUCGAGGAGAACCUGCCAGAAAUGGACAUGGGUGAGCUGGGGGAGGAGCUGAGACAAGAAGGCCAGAACACUCAGAGCCAAUCAGAGGAGACACGGCCUCAACCGGACUCUGGCUCCUGAACACAUCCCACCAGCAGGGGAAACAUUCGAAUAGUCAUGGACCCUCAUGAUGCACACACGUUGUGGAUGUGAGACAGAACAGCUGUGUGCCUGACCAUCCUCAUAAACCUCACACACACAACAUAAACUCAAGCAGAACUCUCUGUUGCCGUUGUGGUGGUUAUGAGGAUGUGUGCCGCUGGUGGGUUCGUAUGUGUGUGUGUUGGGUGUAGGACUGCUGCUGAAAUGCAGUUCUCAAUGCGCCCACACAGGGGGCAAUAGUGCUUUAUGGAGGUCUUUGUAUGCAUGACCCUCAUGUAGUACUUUUGCCAGCUCUCACACAAACACACACACACAAUAUCUCUGAAAUGAUCUGGGCCCAGCCUGCACGGUUGAUGACGUCCAAGAUAUAAAAUAUUUUUUUAUUUAAUUGUUUCCCAUCCUCUUUGUCACUCAGAGCUUUACAGCAACAUUAUUUCAAAAAUGGCAUGUAGUUCAUGGCCAUCUUAUAAAUAUCUAACUAUAUUUGAAAAAAAAGUUUUUUUUCUAUUUUGACUAAAGAACGGUCAUUAAAUGAUUAACAAACUUCUAUCAUCAAGCAACACAGCAUUGCUGUUAAAAAAGACUGCUGCCAGACAUCAUGUUUGUGUUUGCCACAUGGUCCCAUUCAAGCCCUACAAAUCCCAGGAUUCCUCUGGUUGGAUUCCUCUAUGGAGAAUAGUUGUGGUGCUCACUGGAUGAUGUAGGCUGGGGUCAAAGGGCAGGGGCUCCCAAUUUUUUGUCUUGAGUUUUUAGUCUCACUUCUCUCCUUGUACCUGAGUAUUCUCAGUAUCCAGGCAUCAGCAGUGGAGAUACAUGUAGGCUGAUUGUAACUUUCCCAAGUGCAAGAUAUUAAUUUAACUAUCAUAUUUAUUUUCUACCAGAUAAUGUAUCUAGUUUAGACUUCUUUUAAAAUGAAGCCAAAUCCAUUCACCUUAAAGACAGAACUUUAUAUAUUAACUGUUUACAUGUGUUUGACAAUAAACUCUACAGGAAGUCUGAGAGCUAAAAACUGGAGCUACAUGUAGCUUGUCCAUUUUACAGUAUAAUCUCCAAGUGUUAUAGGUAUCUGCUGUCCUCAAAUCAGCACAGGUGCUAUGAAGAAGUGGGCACCAUCAUAGAUUAAGAAGAUGCUGAAAUACUUGAUGCAUUGAUAGGUGAGAGGAUAUUCCUGAAGGCUUCAAAUCAAGUCCAAAGCAAAAGAAAGAUUUAUUUAAACUUACAAAAUCCUUUGGAUUAAAAGGGACCUAUUAUGCUCAUUUCCAGCUCUAUAUUUUUAUUUUUGAACUCCACUAGAAUAGCUUUGCAUGAUU
Molecule: messenger RNA, 6202 nt
Organism: Thunnus maccoyii (southern bluefin tuna)
Lineage: Eukaryota; Metazoa; Chordata; Actinopteri; Scombriformes; Scombridae
Product: period circadian protein homolog 2-like
Exons: 22
Coding region: 252-4871 (1539 amino acids)
Biological process (GO): entrainment of circadian clock by photoperiod; negative regulation of transcription by RNA polymerase II; circadian regulation of gene expression
Cellular component (GO): nucleus; cytoplasm
Molecular function (GO): transcription cis-regulatory region binding; transcription corepressor binding
Source: RefSeq, a predicted model, not a curated record